CGGUAGAGUGCAAUCUAGCCUAAAAAACAACAACAACACGCAAUGGAUCCGACGAUGAGCGGAAAGUGUUGAAUAAUUGUGAAUAAAGAGGAAGCCGAUCUGUUCAGAAGACACCUGAGUACUGCCAUGAGUCAGGUGUCUGACUUCAGCCAUCAGGCCUUGGUUCAACAUGGACAAGAGCUUAUAUCUACGCUUCCCACUCUAGUGAGACCUCACAGAUCUGUGACACUCGCACGACCAAGGAAGGCCCCGAUCCGACGACAACCCACAGGUGACAAACGAAGAUCCACCAUUGUGAGGUUCAAGUCCUGUGCGCUUGAGCACCCUCUCUACACAUCAACAGCAACGGUGAAUCACACAGAGUUGUUAACCAAAGGUCCGGGUAGGCGACCGGACACCACCAUCUCCCUUCCGACUAGUGGGACACAGUCUGACCUGAGAAACAAGAUCAUUGAGUUGUAUCCUAUUCUCCACACUAUACCUUUUGAGUUGAUGGUGGGUCAGGCAAGAUGCAAGUUGGAGUUGAUUCCGAUGGAAAAGUCUCUUCAACAGAUUAAAGCUGAUAACAAAUCAUGUGGCUUUGUGAGACUCUGGGUCCUACCCGACUACCACAUUGGUCCCCAGAUAAUUGACCCUACACCAGCCGCCUCAAUGCCAGCCGUCAAUGCCAACGCGGUGUUUGUUUGCGCGCGCGUGAUAUUUCAUAUUUCGUUCUCAUAACACUUAGUCAUGCAUUAAGGGGUUCGGAAAUGAAUUGGCACAAAUUUUCAUUAAUAUUGCGUAUCGAGAGCAACAACCUCGCUUCACUGCGCAAGUAUUGUAUGCUGGAGUGCUUAAACUGUUCAGACAAAAUAUUGACCAGCAUGAUAUGCUGAGCAAAUUUGGAUGAUGUCUUCAAAAUCGGUGUUCUUGUUUAUUUUUUAACAAAAAAUUACACGUUAACAGGUGCUUUGCAUAACCCGAAAUAUUUUGCUGCUAUUCAGCUGACCAGGACGUGAAAUCUCUAACCUCAAUAGUGCGUGUCAGAUGUUAUUGAUGCAUUCAAAGUAAUUACGUAAACUAAAAUUUGUUUUGCGGGUUAACUGUUUAUAUAACCACGACCAUGAACUCACACAUUUAUUAUGACUAGCACGUAUCGCUAUAUGUGGUUGUACAUGACGCAAUUUUGUCUUAAUGUUAUCAGCCGGGUCCGGUUAAAGCUUUUACUCCACCCUUUCAAGUAUUUUUGUUUAAUGCUUAAGUUACUUUUAUGUAACCGAAUACUGUUUAAGGCUUAUGUAAAUAUGAAUCAAAUUUGUGGAUGAUGCUCUUUUAUAUAAGGAGAUCGCUUCCAAAGCUUUGUCAAGACAAAACUUAUUUCCAUUUAUAUAUCCAACAAAGGCAUGUUGAUAAGUGAAACUGAUUUUUGGACCCUUUUAGCUGUAUACGAGUUAUUGCCUACUUAAACAAGGGUGUUUAAUUUCAAUCGUAAUAUCUCUGCAACAUAUGAUUCUUUAUAUUUUAUAAUAAAAAUUGAAUGUUCGAAUAUGGCGGAAUGAAGUAACACUUAUCGAAAAUUAAACCUGAAUACACGGUCGGUAUAAAUCAUCGUCGCGUAAGUGGAUAAAACAAUGUGUAGGUAUUUUGCUCAAUUAAACCAUAUCAAUCGGGGACCGAUACAAACAAUAUUAUUUGUAUAGAUGCCUGUAUCAAUCUAUGACAUGUGACAUAGUAAUCAAAGACGCGUGACAUAUAUAUCACAUGUAGGCGUAGCAAGGUAAGAUUUUCGAACUUGCACACAAUGAACGGUGAAUGUCUUAUAAGCAACGAAGUAUAGACAUAAGUAUCAUACCAUCUAUUUAUCAGAAUUGGAAAAAAAAC
Molecule: messenger RNA, 1860 nt
Organism: Dreissena polymorpha
Lineage: Eukaryota; Metazoa; Mollusca; Bivalvia; Myida; Dreissenidae
Exons: 2
Coding region: 127-720 (197 amino acids)
Source: RefSeq, a predicted model, not a curated record